UUCAAUUAUGGCGGCGAGAAUUGCUAUUCGCCUAACUUUCCGCUCUCCACUUAGCAAAUCGUUCUCAAGCAGAGGGCAUAGAAGUUUCCAAAGCCGCCUUGUUAGUACUACCAACAAUAGACCGGAGUUCUUUGGUACAAGUCGGCGAUUCAUGGCUGUUUUGGCAACGGGUUGUGGAGCGACCCUCGCCGGGUUUGUAUCUUACCGCAUGAUUUCCAACAACGUGAAAGCAAGGCCCGUCAAAGAUUCGAAUUUUCCUGCAAAGAAAGGGAUCUCUGAUAUCUCAAUCACUUUGUACCAAUAUCAGAACUGCCCUUUCUGUGGAAAAGUUCGAGCGUUUCUGAACUAUUAUGGAAUCAAGUACAACACUGUCGAAGUGAGCCCUUUAUGGAAGUCAGAGCUCAGUUUCUCCAAAUACAAGAAAGUUCCGUUACUUAUGGCGGAUGACACGCAGAUCAAUGACUCAUCAGUUAUCAUCAGUGCUCUCCGCUCCCUGAUGGUGGGCCAAGAUUCCAUAGAACAGAUCUUAGUUUAUUACCCUGAAAUCACUACAAAAGGUGCAGAUGGCAAAGAACAGACAGAAUAUGCCAACAGAUAUUUUAUUAUGUACAAAGAGGCUAUUGAUAAGAAAUCCAUGGAACAAGAGAAGGAACAGAGAAAAUGGCGAAAAUGGGUGGACAAUUCAUUUGUUCACACGCUGUCACCAAAUAUCUACCGCACAGCAUCGGAAGCCAUGCAGGCAUUUGAGUAUUUUACAAAGCAAAGUAAUGUCAGCACUUUUGAAAAAUAUUCAACUUACUUUGCUGGGCCAGUUGUGAUGUACUUUGUGGGAAAACAUGUGAAAAGAAAACACAAUAUCAAUGAUGAUGUGCGACAAGCCAUGUAUGAUGAGGCAGAGAAAUGGAUGAAGGCUGUUGGCAAAAGAAAGUUCAUGGGAGGAAGUGCUCCAAAUCUUGCAGACCUGGCUGUGUAUGGAGUACUGAGCGGUUUAGAGGGUCUUGAUACGUUUAAAGACUUGAUGACACACACCACAAUGAAGCCAUGGUAUAACCGAGUCAAAGAAGCUGUGCAGACCCACGCUGGAGCUUGCUGAACUUUAAAUUGCUGUAUACAUGUGUAAUGUUGGCUUGUUUUUAUGUGCAGAUGAACUCCUCUCCCUCCUCUAAUCCCCUUCCCUUACGAACAAUUUCAUUUUUUCAAUUUUUUGCAAUGAGUAUAGCCAUUAGCGACUCAAAAGAGACCACUAGAUAUUAGCUCAGUAAGAUGAUAAAAAAAUACAAGAAACAAAAACACAAAAGAAACAUUAAUACAUCAGGAAGGAAUAUUAACAGCUAAAGAUAGACGAAACUGUAAAGGAUAAUAACUGAUCAUUUUGAAGACAAAUAUAGUCUGGCGCUUAAAUUA
Molecule: messenger RNA, 1404 nt
Organism: Stylophora pistillata
Lineage: Eukaryota; Metazoa; Cnidaria; Anthozoa; Scleractinia; Pocilloporidae
Product: prostaglandin E synthase 2
Cellular component (GO): mitochondrion
Molecular function (GO): prostaglandin-E synthase activity
Source: RefSeq, a predicted model, not a curated record